Molecule: messenger RNA, 426 nt
Organism: Dissoconium aciculare CBS 342.82
Lineage: Eukaryota; Fungi; Ascomycota; Dothideomycetes; Mycosphaerellales; Dissoconiaceae
Exons: 3
Coding region: 1-426 (141 amino acids)
Biological process (GO): intracellular iron ion homeostasis; iron-sulfur cluster assembly
Cellular component (GO): cytoplasm; mitochondrial matrix
Molecular function (GO): ferrous iron binding; 2 iron, 2 sulfur cluster binding
Source: RefSeq, a predicted model, not a curated record
AUGUCGAAGAACGACAACGACGUUGGCACAGGUCUCGUCGGCGCACCGGCAUGUGGCGACGUGAUGAAACUUCAGAUCAAGGUCGACCCGACCAACGACACCAUCACCGAUGUCAAGUUCAAGACUUUUGGAUGUGGCUCGGCAAUUGCGUCAAGUAGCUACUUGACGGAAUUGGUGCGAGGCAUGACGUUGGAGCAAGCCGGUCGAAUCCGAAACACAGAGAUUGCAAAGGAGCUUUGCUUGCCUCCAGUCAAACUUCACUGCUCGAUGUUGGCUGAGGAUGCCAUCAAAUCAGCCAUCAACAAUUACUACACCAAGAACCCCAAGGCUAAGCAGACCGACCUUGGCGGCGUUUAUGGCGCUGAUGUAUCCAGGGAGAGGCGCAAUGUCGAGGAUGCACGCCGUCUCUCACUGGGACCACUUUGA